GGGCAAGGUGCCGGCCCUUCCCAUGUUCUCAUCCCAUUCUUCUUCUAUUCUGGCCAUCAUCUUCCUUCCACUUCCUGAAAUCUGCUGCCGAACUAUCGUCUCUCGUACUGGGCAGCGAUCCUUUCUCGAGAAAUGAUGGAUUCGAAUCCCGGAUUGGUAAAAAUGGAGCUAUAUUUCAGCCAAAUUCUGCCAAAAAGAAGCUUCCCAACCCUUAAUUUCCUCUCAAAGACCAUCGAAAUCUCUCCUAAGAUAAGAACUGCAGCCGGGUCUUGGAAUCCCAAGCUCAAGGUUUAUUUGCCACGUAGAAAGAUCUGUUCUUGUGGAUUAGGAAGUGUUUCGGUGGAUAAAAAGGGUGUAGAGGACCAAAAGGAGCUGCCUUCACAAUGGGAACUGGAGUUUUUGGGAGAGAGUAGCCCACCCGGUUCCCAAUCCUCCGAGAUGAAACCCCAGGAAAAGUCGAGUUUGCUCGAGGAGACCGAGAGCAUGGAUUGGUGUGUCAAGGCGAGGAGAGUUGCGUUGAGAUCGAUCGAGGCGAGGGGCUUGAGCAAUACCAUGGAGAAGCUGGUAACCUCGAAGAAAAAGAAGAAGAAGAAGAAGAGUAGUAAGCUCAAGGGAAGCAAGAAAGAGAAGAUGAGCACAAAAGAUAAGAUCUUGGAAGAUCUAGAUGAUGAUUUUGGUGAUUAUUCUGAAGUAAUGGACUUGGAGGAAUUGGACUUGGAGAGCAGCACCGAUGAUCUUAAAAGGAGAAUAAGCGUGUUUGCAGAUGGGAUGUUCGGAGAAAAGAAAGUGAGGGCAAAAGAGGCAUUUAUUGAGAGGUUGUCACAGUUCUCAGGGCCCUCGGAUAGGAAGAAAGAGAUCACCUUGAACAAAGCAAUUGUUGAUGCACAUACUGCAGAAGAAGUCCUGGAGGUGGCUGCGGAGAUGAUAUUGGCUGUAGCAAAAGGGUUGAACCCUUCACCUCUGUCUCCUCUGAAUGUUGCCACUGCCCUUCACCGGAUAGCCAAGAACAUGGAAAAGGUCUCUAUGAUGAAGACUAGGAGGCUGGCAUUUGCCCGUCAAAGAGAGAUGUCUUUGCUUGUGGGUAUUGCUAUGACAGCAUUGCCUGAGUGCUCUGCUCAGGGGGUGUCAAAUAUUGCAUGGGCAUUAUCCAAGAUCGGUGGCGAGCUUCUCUAUUUGUCAGAGAUGGAUAGAAUUGCUGAGGUGGCAAUUACCAAGGUUGGGGAGUUCAAUGCACAGAAUGUUGCUAAUAUUGCUGGUGCAUUUGCUUCAAUGCAACACUCUGCAGCAGAUCUUUUCUCACAAUUAGCUCGAAGAGCAUCUGAUAUAGUUCAUACUUUCCAUGAGCAAGAACUUGCACAGUUCUUGUGGGCGUUUGCUUCUCUAAAUGAGUGUGCUGAUCCUUUUCUUGACUCCCUCGACGAUGCUUUUAAGGAUGCUGCCAACCUCAAAUGCUGCAUGGAAGAAACAAGCUCGAUGCCAACAGAGAGUUCUUAUCCAGAAGCUGAAAUCAGCGGAAAUGGUCAGAACAUCAAUAAUAUUGAUUCUGAAAUGUCUUUAUGUGCCCCCAUACUUAAAUUUAACCGAGAUCAGCUUGGAAAUAUAUCUUGGUCUUAUGCUGUUCUUGGACGAAUGGAUCGUCUUUUCUUCUCCCAUGUAUGGACUACUCUGAGCCAGUUUGAAGAGCAAAGAGUUUCAGAGCAGUACAGAGAAGAUGUCAUGUUUGCUUCACAGGUUUUUUUAGCUAAUCAGUGCUUGAAGCUAGAGUACCCUCAUCUUGGUCUGUCACUGAAUAGGGAUCUUGAAGAAAAAAUAUCACGAGCAGGAAAGACCAAGCGGUUCAAUCGGAAGACAACUUCUUCAUUCCAGAAGGAGGUGGCACGGCUUCUAGUUAGCACUGGCCUUGAGUGGAUCAGAGAAUAUGUGGUGGAUGGAUACACUUUGGAUGCAGUAUUGAUUGACAGAAAGCUUGCUUUUGAGAUUGAUGGACCAACGCAUUUCUCAAGGAAUCUAGGUACUCCACUAGGCCACACAAUAGUGAAACGCCGCUACAUUGCUGCAGCUGGUUGGAAACUGGUUUCUUUGUCUCAUCAAGAAUGGGAGGAGCUUCAAGGUGAAUUUGAGCAAUUAGAGCACCUGAGGAAAAUUCUUGGUAUCGACACAGCUAACAGUUUAGAAGGGACAACCACAAUGAGUGGGUGAAACCGUCCUGGAGGAUGCUAGUGAUGACAUCUUGAUACGCGAGGCGAUGGUAGCCAAAGGCAUGAACUCGGAGAUAUUUCUUGUUUUAAAAUGUGAAAUGGUAUAUAUAUAUAUAUAUAUAUAUAUAUAUAUAUAUAUAUAUGUAAUCACUACGAUAUGUAAGCAAUUUCCUCUCACCCAGAGUGUUAAAUUUUCUUUUACCAAAAAAAA
Phoenix dactylifera (date palm) is the source of this 2409-nucleotide messenger RNA. It is a transcript of the gene RAP, whose product is annotated as RAP domain-containing protein. Gene Ontology annotation, molecular function: RNA binding. The record is from RefSeq and is a predicted model, not a curated record. NCBI's taxonomy places the organism in Eukaryota, Viridiplantae, Streptophyta, Magnoliopsida, Arecales, Arecaceae. Gene Ontology annotation, biological process: mitochondrial RNA processing; regulation of mitochondrial mRNA stability; chloroplast rRNA processing. Gene Ontology annotation, cellular component: ribonucleoprotein granule; mitochondrial matrix; chloroplast.